This is a messenger RNA of Eurypyga helias (sunbittern), 3856 nucleotides long. RefSeq names its product pleckstrin homology domain-containing family G member 4B-like. Gene Ontology annotation, molecular function: guanyl-nucleotide exchange factor activity. The record is from RefSeq and is a predicted model, not a curated record. The annotation marks the transcript as partial. Lineage: Eukaryota; Metazoa; Chordata; Aves; Eurypygiformes; Eurypygidae. The transcript has 22 exons.
GACGUGGAUCCUCAUUGUAUUCAUGGAGUACUGCUUCUGGUUGAAAGAGAUCUGACGUUUCGGAUGGAGAAGCCACCAGCAGGACAGUUUGAACUUCUCACCUCCAUGAAAUCCCUCCAUAAGCACAUAGACAGCUCACAGCUGCCUCUAGAACUGGAUGGGACCUUCCCUUAUUGCCACCGGGACUGGUUAAGCUUCCGCAUGAAGCUGGAACACUUGCUACAAGGAUGCCAGGGUGCUUGUGCCUUCCUCCAGGGAGCCAUUCAUAAAGUGGAAUCUGGAAGACUACCAGAAAGAGCAGAGGAGGCGGCUGUGCUGCUGAGGAGCUACAGGCAGUUGAUGAAGAAUGUUCUUGAAGACGCACGUCUGGUCAGGCUGCAGCUGGAGGGUGGAGCGCUCCUGGCCAGGCUGAGGAAGGAGGAGUCUUGUGUCACCCUCACCCAUGACUACAGAGACGCACUCGAUGCUGCUGGCGUGCUGUAUAAUCGAGUCGAUGAGGGCGUUCACCGACUGGUGAUGCUGUCCAACAAACGCAUCCAGGAACUGGAGCUGGUGAUGGACUUUGAGAAAGUGGAAGAGUGUUUUAAGGAGGUCAGCAGUUGGAUUGAGAAUGUUGGCAGAAAACGGCUGAAGGAAACAAUCAACCUGGACGAUUCUUUGGAGAUGCUGCUUCAAGCACAAAAGCAGUUCAGGGAGUUUGAUCUUAUUGCCAGUGAAUAUUGCAGAAGGGGGCAGGAAGCACUAAAGAAGAUGGAUCGAUGGGAAGACUUUUCCUCAGUGGAUGUACAUUCGUACAGGGUGAAGCUGCAGACCUACAGAGAUCAACUGGAAGAGUUCUGCACUCAGCUGGAUGAAAACAGGCAUCGGAUCUGUGAGACCGUCCGGCUGUAUGAAUUCUUUGACAAGGCAUACGAGUGGGCCUUGGAAGGGAUGCGACACCUUGCCUGCAUCAGCAUGGAGGACUGCAGCUCCGCCGAGCACUGCACGGGUGUGAUUAAGUGCCUGGAGAGUUACAAGGGGCAGCACCCGGAUAUCAGCGAUGCCCGUUUCCAGGAGAUGAAGGAGCUGGCGUGUGAGCUGAAGAGUGACAAGGGACUCAAGCAGUGGAAAUUCGCGUGGUCCAAAUGCCAGGAGACCAAGCUGGUUUUUGAAAAGAAACUGGAAGCAGCCUUGAGAACAAGGAGGUCUCUGCUGUCCGACCGCAAACCAGCUGCGGGGGAGCAGCCCCGGGCGGGCAGCGAGGCUGGCGGUCUCUCUCAGCGCAGGCACUCCGAGGGGGCCAGGUGGGCUAAGGAGAAGGCUCCCUCACACUCCCUGAGCUGCCCCGGCGAUGUCAGUGCUGGGGAAGAACUCGCCUGCCAAGCUGCUCUCAGCCCUGCUUCUCACUCCAGCAGAGUUUCCUUUGCCAGUGCGGCCUCCAAGUCUCCAAAGCUGCCUGAAGAAAAGCCAAACCUGGAGAGCAUACUAGAAACCUUGGAGGUGAAGCCAUCCUGCACCUCCACUCCGGCCUCUGGGAAGCCGCCUCCCAGGAGGAUGCUCCGCAAGGCCCAAAGCUUUGACCUCCCUUGCGGUGAGAGCCUGUGGUCAGGCUGCCAGAGGACACUGAGCGAGCCGGCCAGGUACGGCAACACCGGCGUCUUUAUUAAGGGGCUGGAGGUGAGCAGUACUGAGUUGGUGGACAGGACUUUUGCGCUGCGGCAGCAACCGGCUCACACCUGGGCUGCAGACUGUCUGCUGGAGGGCCAGAGGGGCUGCCUCUCCGUGUCAGACGCCAAGAGCUGGGGCAGCAAGCUGCGGCACAUCAUUGAUGAGAUGGUAACCACGGAGCGGGAAUAUGUGAGGUCACUUUGCUACAUCAUCGAUAGCUACUUCCCUGAGAUGGAGCGCCUCGACCUCCCCCAGGACCUGCGUGGGAAGCGCAGCGUCAUUUUUGGGAACCUGGAAAAACUCUAUGACUUCCACAGCCAGUAUUUCCUGCGAGAGCUCGAGAGCUGCUGCAACCACCCGCUGCGGGUCAGCCACUGCUUCCUCCGACACAAAGACCAGUUUGGGAUGUAUGCAUUGUACAGCAAGAACAAGCCAAAGUCAGACUCGCUGCUGGCCAGCCACGGGAAUACCUUCUUCAAGCUCAAGCAGGUGCAGCUUGGGGAUAAGAUGGACCUGGCCUCCUACCUGCUGAAACCCAUCCAGCGGAUGAGCAAAUACGCCCUGCUCCUGAAAGACCUGAUCAAGGAGUGCAGCGAGGCACAGGAGCAGGAGCUGGGCUACCUCCGUGCGGCUGAGGAGAUGGUGAAGUUCCAGCUCCGGCAUGGAAAUGACCUGCUGGCCAUGGAUGCCAUCCGCGACUGUGACGUGAACCUGAAGGAGCAGGGGCAGCUGGUGCGGCAGGACGAGUUCACCAUCUGGCUGGGCCGUAGGAAGUGCCAGCGACACGUCUUCCUCUUUGAGGACCUGAUCCUGUUCAGCAAGCCCAAGAGGAUCGAGGGUGGCUUUGAUGUGUAUAUCUACAAGCGCUCCUUCAAGACUGCAGACAUCGGUCUGACGGAGAACUCUGGUGACAGUGGCCUGCGCUUCGAGAUCUGGUUCCGAAGGCGGAAGUCCAGCGACACCUACAUCCUCCAGGCCAGCUCAGCCGAGACUAAGCAGGCCUGGACCAGUGACAUUGCCAAGAUCCUGUGGCAGCAGGCAGCCCGCAAUAAAGAAAUCCGUAUGCAGGAGAUGGUCUCCAUGGGUGUGGGCAACAAGCCCUUCCUGGAUAUCAAACCCAGCGAGGCAGCUAUCAAUGACCGUGCUAUUGAUUACAUCAUGAAAGGCCGAGGUGCCAGGACCAGAGCAUCAAUCGCGGUGUCUCUCUUUGACCAUUCCAACCCGUACAAGAGGACGCAGACGCAGCUCUCCGCGGGCAGCAGCCCUGCUGCGUACAGCCCUUCCUCCUCCUCCUUGCUGGGGCCCCUCAACCUCCACAUGUACCUGGACCAGACGCUGCUGCCGGGCGUCCUGGCCCCCAGCCGCCCCUUUGACAUCGGCACCUGCAUCGAGGAAGAUGAGCUGGAGCACGAGACGAGCAGCCAGCCAUCGCUGACAACAGAGAGCUCGGAAUCAUCGCACUGCAUGUCGGGCAGUGGCUCCAGCGGCUCCGACAGCGGCUGUGUCUCCAGCAUCCCGCAAGAAAGCUUCUGCGAAGACCUGGGCUCCCCCCACUACGUGCCCCUGGGCUCCCAGCACCGCUCUGCCGUGGAGGAGAAGCCCCGGUUCGCAAACAGCCAGUACAUUUCCGCAACAGACAAACUGACAGCGGCCCAAACCUUCAUCCCCAUUUCUCUGGCGCGCUUCAUCGGCGGUAUAAAGGUCACAGGAGCGAUAAAAAACGACCAGCUGAGUUCCCAGGUGGAAUUUCUAAGACUGGAAGUGGAACAACUUUCCAGACUUCAGGAGCCUGGGGGUCUCUUUCAGGACAGCCAGAGGCAUGGGCUGCUGCAGACGUACACAUACGACAAGGUGCCCGACCCUCCGGGCUACAAGCUGCUCUCUGAAUCUUGCCUGAGCACGAUUUACCGCCAGGAAAGAAUCCACGUCCUUGAGGAACAGGCUGCUCAGUUGUCAUUGGUGUCUCUGGCCAAACCACUCAUCCCAGAGAAAAAUGACCUCUCGGAGGAGCCAGGUCCCGAGUCCCAGGUGCACCGCUCGCUGCCAACGUGUGAAAUGCUUCAUUCGGACCGAGAUACCGGACCCGGCGGUGCCAACCAGCCUGGCCGGGGUGGCCUGGCCAUCACUAUCCUCACCACCCAGCCCUGUCCCCAGGCGCAGGAGCUGCCUCCUUGGGAACAAGGAGAAGGUCGGAAGGGCAAAGUCCUGC